Messenger RNA from Brenthis ino (lesser marbled fritillary), 1674 nucleotides. The record is from the annotation of a GenBank genome assembly. NCBI's taxonomy places the organism in Eukaryota, Metazoa, Arthropoda, Insecta, Lepidoptera, Nymphalidae.
AUGUUAAUAGUCAAGAUAAUUGCCAAUCAUGCAAGUGCGUAUCACCGCCCCUUUCUGCACUUUGCAGUCCGAAGGAUGUCCAAUUCGUCUGUGAGUAUUAAGUUUAAAUGGGGUCUGAGUGCCUCAGACCCUGAACAGAAACCAGUGCUGUUUGUAGGGCAGGCAGCCCACCUUGCUGCUCUCUCCUGGCAGGAUGUACGCUGCAAACUUGAACCUAAAGUGUCUGAAGAGACUUGGCGGAGAGGCAUAAAUGUGGCAUCACCAGGGGAGGUAUGUGAGAUAUGGCCUCGUGGUGCAGCGUUGGGUGUAUUACCUCCGCGUCGUUCUCGUCACGCUGCGCCUUCUCGCUCUCAUGCCUUGUCCAAGCUUGUGAGGAGUGCUGUACGCUCGGUUGGAGAUGAAUUUGUUGUGCUGGUCUGCCGCAAGCGCGACGUGCUAGCUAGCGCCGUGGCCGUCGCCCGCGCUGUACCACUGUACAGCGCGCGCUCGGGGCCCGCCCCCGUGGGCGUGGGCGUGCCGCCCGUCCCCGCCGCCCCCGCUCCCGGCGUCAAGCGGACUCUCACUGUGGAGAUACACAUUGCUCAGGAUGCAGAGGGUGACUCUUCAGACGAGGAUGGGGGUGUGGAACCCGAACUUCUUGACGGAACACUCUCAAGCGAAGAUUUGGCAACAUUGCAGGAUAUAGCUGACGCUACUCGCUUAGCUGCUAAGAUAACUGAUAUGCCUGCUAACAUAAUGGGUGUUGAUGCUUUUAUUGAGGAGGCGUACAACGUAGCUAAAGAGCUGGACAUAGGCGAGCCCACGGUGAUACGUGGCGAGGAGUUGAAAGAGCGUGGUAUGGGCGGGCUGUACGGCGUGGGCGCGGCGGCAGCGCGCCCGCCCGCGCUGGUGGCGCUCUCGUACCGCGCGGGGGCCGGCGUCGCCGACAGCGUGGCGUGGGUCGGCAAGGGCAUCGUGUACGACACCGGCGGCCUCAGCAUUAAGGCAAGGACAUCAAUGGUCGGCAUGAAGGGCGAUUGCGGCGGCGCCGCGGCCGUGCUGGCCGCCUUCCUUGCUUUCGUGAAGGCCAAGCCCUCCAUCAACAUACACGCAGUGCUGUGCCUUGCCGAGAACAGCGUGGGGCCCAAGGCCACCAGACCUGAUGAUAUCCACCAGCUGUAUUCAGGACGAACCGUUGAAAUCAACAAUACUGAUGCCGAAGGUCGGCUAGUGCUGAGCGAUGGCGUCGUGUACGCUCAGCGGGACCUCAAAGCGGACACCAUCGUAGACGUGGCCACGCUCACCGGGGCACAGGGCACGGCAACGGGCAAGUACCACGCGGCGGUGCUGUCCAACUGCGCGCAGCUGGAGCGCCGCGCGACGCGCGCCGGCCGCGCCUCCGGCGACUUGGCGCACGCGCUGCCCUUCGCGCCCGAGCUGCACUUCGCAGAGUUCAGCAGCGUCGUCGCUGAUAUGAAGAACAGUGUUGCCGACCGCAACAACGCGCAGCCGUCGUGCGCGGGGCUGUUCGUGCUGGCGCACCUCGGCUUCGACUUCGCCGGCCGCUGGCUGCACGUCGACAUGGCCGCGCCCGCGCACUGCGGUGAGCGUGCGACGGGCUACGGCGUGGCGCUCCUCAACGUGCUGUUCGGGGCACACACGCGCAGCCGCCUGCUGCGGGCGCUCUGCCCCCGC